AGCUCCUUUGAGGUUCAGCAGGGCUGCAGGAGUACUCUCGCAUUCUCAGAGAAAUCUUAUUCUAUCUACCUUAUUAACCAUACAGCCCGCCUUUUGCAUCCUCAUCGGCCCUUGCCAGUCACUCUCUCUUCCACUACCGCAAUGUCCAAUAUCGCUGCCAACAGGAACAGCACCCCCGAGGGGUCCAGCUCGCUGCGUCCACCCAACUCCCGCGCCAUCGGCUCGGGCCAUCACCUGCGAGCCUCCGCUGAUAUGGGUGGUUUCUCCUCUCCGCUCUCCAACCGUGGCAUCCGCCCGGCUUCCGAGGUCUAUUUUGGACGCAACAGCACAAACUCGGGAAACCCAGACGAGAUGGAGAGAGCCGCUCAGCAGUGGCUUUCCGAUAUCGACCAGUAUGAGAACACUCUCGAGGAGAUGGCUACGGCUACACUCGAUCAAGACUUCAAGGAUGAGCUGAGCGCCAUUGAACAGUGGUUUCGUGUCCUGAGUGAGGCCGAACGCACUGCCGCUCUGUAUGCGCUGCUCCAGCAGACCACUCAGGUCCAGAUUAGGUUCUUCAUUCAGGUGCUUCAGCAGAUGUCCAAGAGUCUCCCCAUGUCCAGCGUGCUCAGCCCUGCCAACUUUGGAGAAAAGGACCCAAUGACCCAGAAGCUGAGCGAUGCCAUGAGCAAACUGGGUACCCCCGAGAACCGUCACUCUAUGGGUCCUACUGGCCGCCCCCCACCAUCCCCCGGUGCAAAGCGCAACUCGGGUCUAGACUCAAGUACCAUCAGUCGCAUGUUCCCUGAUGCGGCCGCUGCCAUUGCCAAGCAAAAGGCCGAGUUUACAGACAUUACUGGUCUUGCCCCGGCAUCUACUCGCAACAGCAUCGUGGGUGAUCGUAGCUCCUUGGCUGCGCCUACAAUUUCUGGCCCGGAUGAGAAGAAGGACAACACGGUCCCUGCUUCUCCAUGGGGUGAUGGCGCUCAGUCUGCCACCCGCCCCAAGUCUUCUGGCCAACACCAGCCCAUGGGACAGUUUUCUCAACCUCCAGCUUCCGCUGGACUUCGCUCUCCACGCUUACCCCUCUCUGCGGAUAGCUCAAACGUGCAGACCACGACUCUGAAUGCGCCAGGUCAGGAUGCUGGCAGCAUGCCUAUGCUCUCCCCGUCCUAUGCUCCCGGUGGAAGUUGGGCUUCUCAACUCAGCACUCCCAUGGUGACCAACUUCCAACAGAAUCAGACGCAGGCCGACAUGGUCGCAAACGCGACCGCGAUGAAGCUGGCUGCUCUUUCGACCGUCAACAACCGGAUCCAGCUUGACGAUGUGCGCAAAUACCGCCGUGCUAGGUCCAGCGAGGGGCAGGGUGCUGGAAAUGCCCCUCUUUCUCCUGGCCUGCCACCUGGUAUUGGAAACAACAACUUUGUCAUGACCAACGAACUAGGCCAACUGCUAACCCCGCAACAAGCUGCCGCCCUCCAGGCGCAACAGCUUGCAGCUAUGCAAGGCCAUCGCUCCCGCCCCAACUCUCCCGGUAUUGCUAUGCAAGGUCAAAACAUUGGUGGCAUGAGCUUUGCUUCUCCGCAGAACAACGGCUUCUUGACUGCUGAUUACGGUACAUCGCCCCUUGUCAGCAACAAUCUCAAUGCCUUGAACAUGGGUCAGUUCGGCCUCGGUGGAAUGGGAAGCGACGGCGGGCUUGGAUACAGUGCCGACGAGAUGAACCGUGGCAGGUCGCCUCGAGGUCGCCGCGGUAGCUCAAAGCCCCCAGAGGAUCCUACCGACCCUGGGCUUCUCAGCGAUAUCCCAAGCUGGCUUAGGAGUCUCCGUCUCCACAAGUACACCGAUAAUCUCAAGGACCUGAAGUGGCAAGAGCUGGUCGAGCUUGAUGAUGAAGGUCUAGAAAAGCGAGGUGUAAAUGCGCUGGGAGCUCGCAGGAAGAUGUUGAAGGUUUUCGAGCAAGUGAAAGAAGCGAAGGAUCAUGGCAAGCUCCGAUAGACGAGUUAGAUGUAAUUGCGGAUUGCUUUGACGCAGUCGAAAUUGUUCACGCGUAUAGAUUUACGAUAUAAGGAUAACGUGUUGGGAACGCUAGCCGGUCACCGAUAUCUAUUCCUCUACGAGCCCGAUAUACGACCUCCCAGAAGAAAUGAAAUGGCAUAGUUCUUCUUCCUUUGUCUGGACGCGUUGUGUGGGCAGGGGUCCCAGUAUACACUGAUAUAUACCAUUGGCAUAAGGUGUUUGUGGUUUUCUCUGUUUGAUUUUACCUAAAAGAUUUUGUUUGUUGCCCAUGCAUGUGGAGGAGAGGGCCGCAGCGUAGAUAAUAGGAGAUGUUCUUUUUUCCCCCCUGUUCUUGUUUUGAUAUUCUUGGUCAUCUACUUCCUUCCAUUUCUACGUUCGUUCUCGUCACACUUUCCCCUCGAUCUCCCCCGUCCACCUAGCAGUCGGUCCCUCUCACGUGUC
Molecule: messenger RNA, 2439 nt
Organism: Periconia digitata
Lineage: Eukaryota; Fungi; Ascomycota; Dothideomycetes; Pleosporales; Periconiaceae
Source: the annotation of a GenBank genome assembly